Messenger RNA from Sarcophilus harrisii (Tasmanian devil), 2421 nucleotides. RefSeq names its product phosphatidylinositol 3,4,5-trisphosphate 3-phosphatase TPTE2-like. The record is from RefSeq and is a predicted model, not a curated record. Gene Ontology annotation, cellular component: membrane; cytosol. Gene Ontology annotation, molecular function: monoatomic ion channel activity; phosphatidylinositol-3,4,5-trisphosphate 3-phosphatase activity; protein tyrosine/serine/threonine phosphatase activity. Gene Ontology annotation, biological process: monoatomic ion transport; transmembrane transport; dephosphorylation. The transcript has 20 exons. Lineage: Eukaryota; Metazoa; Chordata; Mammalia; Dasyuromorphia; Dasyuridae. The coding region runs from base 409 to 2310 and encodes 633 amino acids.
CCUCCUCCUAGCAUCAGGUUUCUGGUACUCCUUAGUGAUAGGGUCUGAUCUUACUCCUCUUCUUCUCCCCCAAAGGCUUCUCUUGUGCUAUUGCUGGCUCCCUCUUCCCCAACCAUUUCCAGGGAAUGUUCUGGGGAAAGGUUGAUUAAGUGAGAUAGUUUUGUUUGUUUUUUUUUUAAAGAGGAAAAAGUGAAUGGGAGGUAGCAAGCUCUCUUUACCCCAUUAGGCUCAGCUUUUUGGUCCCUGUCCUACUUGAUCCUCGGGGACUAAGAAAAAGAAGUAAAUUAAUUAAGGAAAUGUGGGGAAAACUGGACAUAACCUUAAACAGGAGAAUGAAGGAAUAGAUUAGAGGAUAGUUUGUUACAUGAAUUUUUAAUAAGAAAAAAGAGAAAAAAUGAAAAGACCACUAUGCCCGGAAAAAAGAAAGUACGGAAAGGAAAGGUCAAGGAAGAGAAGGUGGGGACAGAGAAGGAACGUGAGCAGCAGAAAGAUCUUCCUGUAUCAGAGAAUUAUGUAAUUGAAGUAUCAAAGUCUUCUCCCUCCAUCCCCUUGACAUCAGAUUCACCCUCACCCUCAGACUUAAAUGAAGUUGCAUCCUUACCUCCACGUGGAACUUUUGACUCCAUCAAUGGCAAGCAAAAAUUCAAAAGGGAUUCCUUCUUUCAGAGAUCCAUGCGGACAAUCAAUACUGGAUCCACUUUUAUCAGAAAUGAAAAGAAAAAAAUUAGUGUCUUCAUUUCAGAGGCAACACAGAACACCGUAACGACGGUAAAUGAAGUGCUUGGAAAUAUCAGAUCUAUUACAUUACAAAGCAAAACAAUUCCCUCACAUAUAUCUGAAGGAAGAAACAUUAAAAUGUCCUUCAUUGAAGAGUUUGAGGAGGAAGACUAUAUUGAGCAAAGCCAGCUUAAAGAAGCUAUACAAUAUGUUGUGAUGUCCAUCACUUUCAGGUUAUUUAGUAUUUUAUUGAUCUUCAUUCAUAUUGCAGUACUGGUUGCAGGUUUAUCCCUGACUCCUAAGGGUACAACGUUACCUUUAGUCUAUCGUAUAUUUUUUUUACUUUUUGGUCUCUUCUUCCUUGCUGAUGUGCUAUUUCAAGUCUUUUUAGAAGGAGCAGUGAAAUAUUUUUCUUCAAUAAUCAAUACAAUAGAUCUCCUUUCUAUUUUGUCAUUCCUGAUGGUGGAUAUAGUUUAUCUUUAUUUUGAUAUUGGAGGAAUUCCUCAAAUCCCCACGGUGACAUUUCUUCUUAAAACUUUAAGACUUUUUGUUCUAAUAAAAGUAUUCCAACUGGCCAGUGAGAAAAAUAAACUUGAAAAAGCAGCUAGAAAGUUGGUUUCAGAAAACAAAAGACGUUAUAGGAAAGAUGGAUUUGAUCUGGACCUCACUUACAUUACUGAUAAUGUUAUUGCCAUGUCCUUUCCAUCAUCUGGAAGUCGGUCACUCUAUAGAAACCCCAUUAAAGAAGUUGCAAGAUUCCUGGAUACAAAACAUAAAGACCACUACAAGAUCUACAAUUUAUGCAGUGAGAAAACGUAUAACCCUUCACAUUUCCAUAACAGGGUAGAAAGAUUCCCUAUUGAUGAUCACAAUGUCCCCACCAUAAUUGAUAUGCUGAAAUUUGUGGACAGUGUAUUUGAAUGGAUGGAAAAGGAUCCAAAAAAUAUAAUUGUAGUUCACUGUAUGGGAGGCAAAGGCAGGACUGGAACUAUGAUCUGUAUUUGGCUUAUUGCUAGUGAACAUUUUAAUACUGCAAAGGAAUCCCUAGAAUAUUUUGGAAAGAGAAGAACAGAUACAGCUUCUAGCUCCAAAUAUCAAGGAGUAGAGACUCCUUCACAGAGAAGAUACAUUGAAUAUUUUGCCCUGAUAAAGAACAAGUACCUUUGGGCUGUCCCUCAAUCUAAGACACUGAAGAUAUCUUCCAUCAUUAUUCAUUCAAUUCGAGGAAUUGGAAAAGGUAAUGGAACAGAUCUGAAAAUAGUAAUAAUUGUGAAUAAAAAAAUUGUUCACACUUGUGUGUGUUCAUCUUUAAAGAGCUGUCAGAUAUUGCAUGAUGUUGAAAAUAAUUUGAUAAAUAUCAAGCUAAAAACCUGUCCAGACCUCAGUGGUGAUGUGAAAAUUAAGUUUUUCUCCAGUUCCGCCCUUCCUAAACUAUAUGAGAAGUGUCCAUUUUUCUUUUGCUUCAAUACAGCAUUUAUAGAAAAUAACAGGCUCUAUCUUUCCAGAAAUGAAUUGGAUAAUCCCCAUAAACAAAAAACAUGGCAUAUUUACCUUGAAGAUUUUGCAGUGGAAUUACUGUUUAGUAAUGCGUGAUCUACACAAGUAUAUAUUUGUUUAAAUGUUAUUCCCUUCUAUUAAAGAAUCAUGUUCCUCUGAACCCCUUAUUAUAUAGAAGCAUCUUCUAAAUCUACAUUUCUUUGUUAG